This is a messenger RNA of Miscanthus lutarioriparius, 1383 nucleotides long. The record is from the annotation of a GenBank genome assembly. Lineage: Eukaryota; Viridiplantae; Streptophyta; Magnoliopsida; Poales; Poaceae.
AUGCCACACUACGCAGCAUCCAUGGCUGUUGAGGAUUCAGUAGCCUCCAUGAAGUUGCCCUGCGAUUUCGCCUCCUUAGGACCCAUGGUCUUUGGGUUUCUCCAGGUAGACGAAUUGAUCAGCAAGUUCAGAGGCGAUGAUGGAAGCUUCCGUACAGAAAUAACGAAUGAUCAUAGAGGCUUGUUAAGCUUAUACAAUGCAGCUCACCUUUUAACGCACGGAGAGGUGGAACUUGAAGAAGCAAUUCCAUUUGCAAGGCAUCAUCUGGGACUGGGAUUAUUAACAAGUAGCCUCAGGGCCCCAUUAUCUGGUCAAGUAACCCGGGCCCUUAAGCUACCAUUGCCAAGGACACUGAAGAGAUUGGAGGCCCUAGAUUAUAUGUCCGAAUACACUCAAGAGCAAACAUACAAUCGCUCCAUACUAGAGCUUGCAAAGCUGGAUUUUAACUUACUUCAACGUCUUCACCUGAAAGAGCUCAAAGCCAUUUCCCAAUGGUGGAAGGAUAUUUACCAAGAAGUGGAACUAAACUACGUGCGUGAUCGCGUGGUCGAGUGUUUCUUCUGGUGCUACACAGUAUACUACGAGCAAGAUCUCUCGCGGGCUCGGACAAUGCUUACCAAGAUUUUUGCACUUAUGACCGUGGUAGAUGACACAUUUGAUGACCAUGCUACCUUAGAUGAGUCUCGUAAGCUCGCUGAAGCUUUAAGAAGAUGGGACGAUAGUGCAGUUUCUAUGUUACCCGAGUACCUGAGGAAGCUCUACCUAAGGCUGUUACGAAACUUUGAAGAUUUUGAGGAUGAACUGCAACCAAAUGAGAGGUACCGUGUGGCUUACACCAGGGAAGCGUUUCAGAUGUCCUCUGAAAGUUAUCUCCAGGAAAGCGAAUGGUUUCAUCAUAAUUGCAAACCAUCUUUUAAAGAACACGUGAAGGUGUCUACGGUAUCGGUCGGACCAAAAAUAGGAGCUACCGCGAUACUAAUGGGCAUGGGUGAUGAAGCAACCAGAGAUGCAUUUGAGUGGGCACUGAGGGGAGACACUGCUGUUAUGAUCUUCGGGCGGAUAGCCCGUUUCUUGAACGACAUAGCUUCAUUCAAUAGUGGGAAGAGCAAGAAAGAUGUAGCAACUUCCGUGGAGUGCUACAUGAACGAGUACAAUGUAACAAGUGAGGUAGCCAUGACUGAGAUAGGCUACCUAAUCGAGGAUGGAUGGAAGACAGCAAACAGAGCUCGAUUUGAGCAUCCUGAGCUACUUCCAGCGGUGCAGCGACUUAUCAACCUGACAGUGUGCAUGCCGUUCACGUACCGUGGUAAAAAGGACGCACACACAAGCGGCAAGUAUAUGGAGACGAUUGAGCGCCUUUUCAUCAAUCCAAUACCCCUCUAG